Molecule: messenger RNA, 2873 nt
Organism: Neoarius graeffei (lesser salmon catfish)
Lineage: Eukaryota; Metazoa; Chordata; Actinopteri; Siluriformes; Ariidae
Exons: 5
Coding region: 412-1584 (390 amino acids)
Source: RefSeq, a predicted model, not a curated record
UGUGGUUGGUUGGUUGGUUGGGGUGUGAGGGCGCAGUUAGCUCGGCGGCGCGGAGUUUAGUUUAGAUUAGUCUAGUUUAGAUUAGUUUAGUUUUGGUGACCCUGAGGUUCCGGUCCGUGAGCAUGGUGUACACAGCGGGCAGGAGGACGGGCUCAGGAUCUCUCAGAAACAAUACAGAUUCAUAAAUAACGCUGUUUUUCCGCAACAAAACUGCAGUAUUUGAGGUUAGCAUUAGCAUUAGCUAACGGAGUCGCAGUAUAGUUAAAGCUAGCUGUGAUAUUUGCAUGAAGCCAAAGAGAGAUUUUUAUUCUGCAGGUGAACGAGCAGGAAGUGGUGAUGGUGAUUGACAGGUUUCAGGGCGUGUGAUGGUGACUUCCUCUGAUUGACUGCUCCAUCAUCAUCCUCGUGAUCAUGAACGUCCACCAUGUUGUCCUGGUCGUCCUGUGCUGUGUGUGCGUGUGUGUGUGUGACAGCAACAACACAGUGAACGUCGUAGCCACUUCAUUAACAUCCGACCCUGCAGACUGCGAUUUGUCAAAGUGUCCAAAUUCCACGUCCUGUACGCGAGCGUUCUUCUCAGAUCAAACGUCCCUGUGCUUUCUCCUGCACUGUGAGAGUAAUGAAUCGUGUGAACGCUACAUAUCAGACCUGGGAAAUAAAACUCAAACUGAAGAACCGAGUCAGAACACCGGCGCAGAUCCUCUCCAGCUCCCUUCACCAUCUCCAAAAAGCCCUGUUUCUCCGUCACUAACUGCCCCUCCUACCGCCCUGCCUGCCUCCGCUAUCCCGUCACCCCGCCCUGUCCCGCUGCCCGGCCCUGAAGCACAGCAGCGUUCAGUGUUCAGUAGUAACACAUCACACUCUGGUUUUAGCAGCAACAUCAACAGGUCUUCUCAGGAUGGAGACCAGGGGCAGGUCCGAAACAAUUCCUCACAGAAUGAACACCAGGGGCAGCCCCCAGUCAGCCCUUCUACCCCUGCACCAACCUCACCACCGGUUCCUGUAGAAUCUGCAAAGGGAGGAAACUUUUCAGUGAUUUUUCCCAAAGUUCAAAAGGGAAAUGAAGUGAACAAAACUGGCCAAGAAACAACAACAGUGACAACCAGCACCACCUCAGUCAAACCUGCACUUCAUACCAACACCACCACCACCACCACCACCACAGUUACCACAUCAACCACCACCACAUCAACCACCACCACCAAUAAAGUUACCCCACCUCCUUCCACCACCCAGACACAACCAACAUCUACACCAACACCACCUCCAUCCCCUGCUCCUCCAUUUUUGCCCUCGGUCACUCCCUCCACCCCUGCACCAGGGCACAAUCAUUCCACAACAGCCUCAAAGGUCCUGCAUGUUACCUCCAAUCAGGACAAAGCCAUAGCAGAAACACCUGGAGGAGAGCUGAGGAGGAGCAUGCUGAGCACCAGCUCGCUGAUCGCCGUGCUGAUCUUUGGCCUGCUCUUCUUCUUCGUCACGGUCGUCCUCUUCCUCAGACACGCCUACGAGAGCUAUAAGAGGAGGGGCUACACACAGAUGGACUAUCUCAUCAAUGGCAUGUACUCUGACUCAGGGCUCUGACUCUCCUGUGUACCUCGCAAUAAGACAUUUCAACCCCCUCCCCCACCUAGAGUGUAAUCAGUGUCCAUUUUAAAGGGAGCUGUGAUUUAGAGGACUGAAGUAGAUCAAAUCAGAGUAACGUUCAUCUUUAAAACUGACAUGACGAGUUGGAGACGUGACCUAAAGAAAAGUAACACGAAGGGAAAGUGGUGAGCAGAAUGACACGGAAUUACAGCAGGAACAAAAACUACUUUUAAAAGUGGAAAGAAAAAAGACUCAAAAUUAGGCAGAAACAAUAAAUUAUCAAUGCAGAAAAGACACAAAGUGCGAAAGGAAAUUUUAAAAGUUACCCAAAAUAAAUAAAAUAAGCCACAAUCCAAUCUGACAGACAGUAUGAAUAAAAACAGGAAGCAAAAUUGAGGGGAAGAAAGGAGACACACAAGUGGAAUAAGAAGAAAAAAAGCAGAAUGAAAAAUGACAAAAUAAGCACCGAAAGAAAGAAGUGAAAUAAACUAGCAAGUUUGCAUUUUGUGUCUUUUUAACACUGCAUUAAAAUGGAACGGAGAAAACGACUCAGUGGAAGUGAGAGACGCGAGCUCAGGGAUGAGCCCAGAUGAACAGAUACGCUGAGGAAAGAUUUGAUUUAAAGACAAACGUCUGCUUCAGUCCUCAAAAUUCACCGAGAUUAAAAAUGUGCAGGUUUAAUAUUUAGUGUUUGCAAAAGUGGAAUAAAUUCUGGACCGUUUCAGCAAAUGUACGGCUUUUUUUUUUUAUUGUAUUUUUUUUUUCUCUAUGCAGAUGAGGCUUUGAUGUAAAUCUUGUCUUUAAUCCUCUGAAGUAACGUCAUGUUAAGGACCUGAUGGUGCAAUAUAGAUGGUUUUCUUUAUUUCUUGUUUUGUCUUCCAGUAAUAUUCCGUGUAUAAUGAGCAACUAACAGUCAGGUUGCACUAGUUGCCUUUUGCGAUGUUUGAGUCCGUUAUUAAUUGAUGCCUUUAUUUCAUGAUGUGUUUUUCUGUUCUUCGGAUUUGGAACGAUGCCAAAUCACAGCCACUGAGGCACUGAAGCACAUUAAUGAGAAGCCAAUGGAAGUGUAGAGCCAUCGCCCACUUUCUGUCCAGGGAAGUCGGAUUCCUCCUCUUAUUAUUAUUCUUUCUUUACUUUUUUUUUUACUGCAGAGUUGAACAGGACCGAACGCAGGAUGCAGGCGAAGUUUGUUUGUGCCAAUAAAAAUCCCAUAAUGUAAUAAUGCACUUUUGAAAAUGAUUGUUUACUUUGAAAAAAAUAUAUAAGGAAUAAACAGAACAAAUGAA